This is a messenger RNA of Condylostylus longicornis, 1656 nucleotides long. Its product is annotated as cilia- and flagella-associated protein 45-like. Lineage: Eukaryota; Metazoa; Arthropoda; Insecta; Diptera; Dolichopodidae. The transcript has 6 exons. The record is from RefSeq and is a predicted model, not a curated record. The coding region runs from base 1 to 1656 and encodes 551 amino acids.
AUGCCAUGCCAUUCAGCUAAAGUUAACUCUGCACAAAAUAAAUAUCCACCGAUUUCUUCAACAAAAUCAACUCGAGCCAAAACUGCACAUUAUCAUCAUAAGAAUGCGGCUGAACAUGGAAAAAACAUAAAAUUAUUACAGGAACAUUGUAAACGUAUAGAAAGAGGGAAAAUUGAUAACUUAGAUGGUUCAGAUGGAAUAAAAUUCGAUGAUUAUUUACGAGUAACAGGAAUUGGCAAUGAACGGGCUCCUACGAUUACAUCUGUACGGUUAAAGGUCAAUCCUGUUCUCUUUCCAAAAAAAGAAAUUGAAAGAAUUAAAGAAGCAUCAAGAUUUCUAAAUAUCGAAGAAAAAAUUGAAGAAAAUCGUAGACGAGAAGAAUAUGCUAAACGUGCCAAAAGUGAAUCUGAUAGUAGAAAAGAACUUUUAAGAAAAAUCGAUGAGGAAAAACAAAAAAUACAGGACGUGAAAGAGAAGAAUAAAGAUAAAAAGAAAGAAUAUGACGAGAUGGAAAAAGCUAAGGUUUUAGAUAGAGUGUUCUUAUAUAAGCAAGAACAAGAGGAAGAAGUCAGAAAAGCCAAUAGAAUAAUAUUAAAUGCCAAAUGUAGCGUUGUGCGAGAAGCUCAAAUGCAAGAAAAAAAUGAGAUCGCCAAAGAAAUAAGAAAAGAAGAAAUAAAAUUAGAAAAUCAAAUGCUUGAAACCGAUAAGAAAUAUGUUGAAGAGGAUGAGAAAAAAGCAGAUCAAGCUAAAAUUAAUAGACAAAUUUAUGCUGAUGAAAUAAAAAAACAACUUGAAUUGAAAGAAAGUCUUCGGCUAUUAGAAGUUCAACGAAUGCAAGAUGAACAGAGAGUUCAAUCAAAAGUCUUUGGAAAAAUAUCACUUGAAGACAAAAUUGAGAAAAAAAUUAAGAAAGAAAAACGUGAAAAAUUACGUGAAGAAUUGGACAAAGUUUGCGAAACUUUUAAAAUGUUUAAACAAUUGAAAUUUGAACAAGAGAAAAGCGAUGAAGUGAAAAUUCGUCAAUAUAUUAAUUUAAGAGAAGAACGUCAACGAAAAAUUGAACUGGAACGUAAAAUAGCAAGAGAAGCAGUUGAUCAAAAGAAGCAAAAAUUAUUUGAAAUACAACAAAAGCUACUUUUGGUGAAAAGCAAUCAAGAAGAGGUAGCCCUUCGUCGAGAUCAAGAAAAUAAAGAACGUGAAUAUCGACAGAAAGAGAAAGAAAAAAUAAUGAAAAGAAAAGAAUUUGAGAAAAUUUUUGCAAAAUGCAGAGAAGAGCAAAUCAUAGAAAAGAAACGACAUCAAGCAUUAACAAUAGCCAGAAAUGAGGAAGACUUUAGAAAUACAGUGCAAAAACUUAAAGAAGAAGAGGCAAAACUAAAAGAAAUUGAAGAGCAACGUUCUAAAAUGAAAGAAAAAUAUAGAGAAGAUAUUAUUCAACAAAUGAGCCAGAAAAAAAUGGAACGUUUAGAAAAAGAAAGAAAAGCUAAAAAUGAAUUUAAAGUAUGGCAACAAAAACAAGAUGAACGUGAUAGAAACGUUCGUAUGGUUAUUGAUACAAAAUUAAAAGCACUAAAAGAAUCAAAUCUUCCUGAAAAAUAUAUUAAGGAUGUUGAAAAACAAUUGGAAUUUGCAUUGAAUUCAACUCAAAAUUUGUGA